GCCUCGGUGGUGGGUGCAGCAGGCCCGGUGCGCCAUGGGGUGGGGAGCGGACUCCAGCUGCACCCCGCGCCCGCCCAUCCGCCGGCGGCCCGCGCCCGAACGCCGCGUGGUGGUCGUGCUCUUCCUGGGCCUGCUGCUGGACCUCUUGGCCUUUACGCUGCUGUUGCCCCUGCUACCCGGGCUGCUGGAGAGCCACGGCCGCGCGCACGUGAGACCCCCGCCUGCCCGGGCGCGCGGGCCGCUCCUGACCUGUCCCUGUCGCUCAGGUCUGAUCGGCUCGGCCUUCUCCUUCCUGCAGUUCCUCUCCGCGCCGCUCACCGGGGCCGCCUCCGACUCCCUGGGGCGGCGCCCAGUGAUGCUGCUGUCCCUGGCGGGUCUGGUUGCCUCCUAUGCAGUGUGGGCAGCAUCCCGGAGCUUCGCGGCCUUUCUGGCCUCCAGGGUGAUUGGGGGCAUCAGCAAGGGGAACGUCAGCCUCUCCACAGCCAUCGUUGCUGACCUGGGCUCACCUCCAGCCCGCAGCCAAGGCAUGGCAGUGAUUGGAGUGGCUUUCUCCUUGGCCUUCACACUGGGCCCCAUGCUCGGUGCCUCCCUGUCUGUGGAGAUGGCACCCUGGCUCAGCCUCUUCUUCGCAGUCUCCAACCUGCUCUUCAUCUUCUGCUUCCUGCCAGAGACGCUACCCCCAGAGAAGCGCGCACCCUCCGUCGCCCUGGGCUUCCGCGCUGCUGCUGACCUGCUCAGCCCAGUGGCCCUCCUGCGCUUUGCAGCUGUUGCUCGAGGCCAGGACCCACCUACCAGAGACAAGCUUGGCAGCCUGCGCGGCCUGGGCCUGGUCUACUUCCUCUACCUCUUCCUGUUCUCGGGGCUGGAGUACACACUGAGCUUCCUGGCGCACCAGCACUUCCAGUUUAGCAGCCUGCAGCAGGGCAAGAUGUUUUUCUUCAUCGGUCUCACCAUGGCCACCAUCCAGGGCACCUAUGCUCGGCGAAUCAGCCCUGGCCGGGAAGUGGCAGCUGUCAAGCGGGCCCUGCUGCUGCUGGUGCCAGCCUUCCUUCUCAUUGGCUGGGGACACUCACUGCCCGUGCUGGGCCUGGGGCUGCUGUUCUACUCCUUUGCCGCUGCUGUCGUGGUGCCUUGCCUGUCCUCCAUGGUUGCCAGCUAUGGUUCUCCAGGACAGAAGGGCACUGUCAUGGGCACUCUGCGGAGCCUGGGUGCCCUGGCCAGAGCGGUGGGGCCCAUGGUAGCUGCCUCAGUGUACUGGCUGGCUGGGGCCCAGGUCUGCUUCACCGUGUGCUCGGGGCUCUUCCUGUUCCCCUUCCUCCUCUUGCUGAAGCUGAGACAUCCAGCGCCAGUUCUCAAGGCCGAGUAGCUGAGCUGCGUGGCCCACACGGGGCCACCCUUGCUCUAAGUGGGAGCCUGGACCAGAGCCCCUGUCCCCAAGUUUCUGCCUUCCCAGAGAGGCUUGCCCACUCUUCCCCCACCCCGGGGUGGGAUGGGGCGAGUCUGGGCAGCCUUACUCUCUUCUCACUCCAGAGGCCCAGGCAGGGUUGGUGACACCAAGAAUAUCAAGUUUUCUGUUCGUUACUGUCAUUGGUGAUGUUGGCCACUGCCCAGGCUUCUUAAUGUCCAAUAAAGCAACUAUUUUCUACCAA
This is a messenger RNA of Ictidomys tridecemlineatus (thirteen-lined ground squirrel), 1649 nucleotides long. NCBI's taxonomy places the organism in Eukaryota, Metazoa, Chordata, Mammalia, Rodentia, Sciuridae. The record is from RefSeq and is a predicted model, not a curated record.